AUAUUUUAUUGAUUAUGUGAUCAAUGAGCACAAAACGAUGCAGGAAGGUGAAUCAGAAAGUAUGAUUUAAACAUUUUCUGAAAAGUGUGGUGUGCAUUUGUAUUUAACUCUUUCUCUGCUGGUUGGUCUCCACCAAUCAGCUGAACGUUUUUCCCUUCUUUACAAAACAAGUUCAGUCCGAUUUAAUGCAAGGCACCAACAACCAUUAGCUAAAUCUGCCCCUGGACUUUGACUACACCAUUCUAGAACCUCAGUUUGCUUUGAUCCAAUCUGUGUUUCCAUUAGCAUUUCAUUUUAAAGUUUUGUGUAAAAAGUUGAUGGAAAUGCCAAAAUAAAAUAAAAAUAAAAAACAUAUUAAAAGUUUUACACGCAUUUGAUGUGAUUUUUGGUUUUUCUGAAAUACUUAACGAAGUAAAGACAAGAUAGAAAUACAUUUACAGAAUAAGUUCUGAUGCAGCACAAACGGUUGUUAAAUACAGAAAAUGGAGACCAGAAAUAAUUUUCUGCCAUCGCUUCUGGCGCCCCCUGUAGCCCAGCGCCCGCAUGCAUCACAUUUAGAGCAUACAAACAUUUCAACUGAAACUGUGGGCCCCUGAUCUACAACAUGCCUUAAUAUUGACAAAUUAUUAUAUAUUAAAUUAUGCACAAGAUUGAAAAGUUACAUCUGAUCAAUUUAAGGGUUUAAUUUCGUUUUAUUGAAAUAAAAAUGUGUUUUUCCAUAAUUUAGGGGAACAUAUAGACAUGGCCUUGCAGCUAAUUUCCUUGUUACGUAACACUUCUACUUGUUUUGUUUUACAUGGGGGAUGAGAAGGAUGUGAAUCUCAGAGGACGAUCCGAGCAGAACCAGGGGGUUCUGCAGGUUCUGAUGAUCCAGCUCCUAUUAUGUAAGCCGGCCUGGAUCCUCCAUCCGUCUCCAUGGCGACCACAUCCCAGCAGCUGCAUGUGGCUGUGCAGGAAUGUCACAUGUGGGCCAGUGAUGUGUCUGCAGUGCUGAACCAGUGGCACAAAAAGUUGUGAUAGGCACUCAGUGGGCGCCGGGGUGGAGCGGGCGCCAUAAGCGAUGGCAAAAAAUGAUUUCUAGUUGACAUUUUCUGUGAUUUAGCAGCUGUUUGUGCUUCGCUUUGUCUGUGUCUGCUCGCUGUGAGCAUCUCCAACUCUAAUGUUGCAACAGAUUAAACAAAUUUGGGUCUCUGAUGUCCCAUGAAAUGCGCCAAAACCUGCGAUCUGCGUCUCCCUCCCGUGUUUCCCGUCCUCUCCCGGUUGUAUAACCUCUCUCUGCCGCAGUGAAGGAAACCCUUCUCUCCGCUUCUCGACGUCGCUCUGCCGCCUGUCCUUUUAAGGCAUGGGGGAUACCCGCCGUCACAGCCGGAAGCAGCCCAAAUUUGGUCAGCUACGAAAGGGGCACGGCGGGGGGAAUCCCUCGCGCCGGUGUCGACCAAUAAAGGCAGGACGGGAGUUACCUUGGAGACGGAGAGUAUAAAAGGGAGAGCCGGAGAGCGCUCAGCAUCCUCAGCCUCUCAGCCCGGCAGCAGCCGCAGUUUAAACCGGAUUAACGCCUCGCUUCUUAGGGGAAUCCCGGAUUUAAUCAUAAAACCUGAUAAAAGGAUGCUUCUGGAGCGCGACGACAGCUUCAUGUCUGAGUUUGAGGACGCUUGCAGCGCCUGGGUGGACAGCGUGGGAUCCAGCCCCAGCGACGGCGCGGACUCUGACGUGGGAUCACCGUUCAGCCAAGUUUUCUCUCCGGGAACUGACGCCUCGGACUCAGACUUCUUCUCCGACUUCAGCGACUGCUCCUCGGACACUCUCUCUCCAUCGCUUGGCUACAGCGGAAGCUUCUUCGCCGAGCUGGAGCCCACGGCCGCGGGGCUGAGCAGCACCGCCGACGCGAUCCUGAACAUGAUCACGGAAAUUGUGGGAAUUUGCACCGAGAUGGAGCAGCAGCAGCAGCCCGCCCCCGACUUCAGCAUCCCUCCUGCAGCCGCGGAGCCGCAGCCGCCUGCAGUCCCCGCUUCAGCUCCGAUGAUGAUCAAAUCGGAGUUCGGGACCUCCAGCUGCAACAGCGGGUGUUCUCAGCCCUCCACGGCCGGGAAUGACGCUCUGUUCCCGGCUGCAGCGGACUCUCUGCUCCCGCUCAUGGCUCUGGAGCAACAGGUGGACAUGGCUGAUUUCAUCGAGUCUCUGCUGAGCUCCGAAGCCGGGCAGGGCGAGCUGAAGCCCGGCUGCGAGGUGAAGCAGGAGCCGCUGGAGCUGGAGGACUGGCUGAAGGGUUUACCGGUAACCGGCGGGGAAUCCGGUAACUACGUCAUCAGCAGCACCCCCUCCACCCUGGACGCGCACCUGCUGUCCUCCCUCCUGCAGGGCGCGUUCCCGAUGGUCAACAUCAGCAGCGUGCACGCGGCCGGAGCGCCUAAGCAGCAGCGCACAGGGCGCAGAGCGCACGCGCGCGGCGGCGUGAAGCCCAAGCCGUUCCCGUGCUCCGUGCCGGGCUGCGAGCGCCGCUUCUCGCGCUCCGACGAGCUCAACAGGCACGUGCGCAUCCACACGGGCCAGAAGCCCUUCCAGUGCACCAUCUGCGCACGCAGCUUCAGCCGCAGCGACCACCUGACCACGCACACACGCACGCACACCGGCGAGAAGCCCUUCUCCUGUGACGUGUGCGGCAAGAGGUUCGCGCGCAGCGACGAAAGGAAGAGGCACGGGCGCGUGCACGUGAAGCAGCAGCUGCGUGCGCAGAUGAUGGCCGCCUACUCUCUGGCCCUGAACGCGCCCGGCGUGUAAACACAGGCCCGCGCUCCUCUACGCGGAGUUUUGGAAGCUUUUCGGAUUUAAACCGACAACCGGAGAGACAUGUGACGUCACACCGGUGUACAGGUGCUGGGAGGCGCAUGCGUGUAUGCGGUGCCCUGAGGGUUCGGGUUCGAGCCUGGCCCUGCAGCCGACCGGGCCUCCGCCACCUUAAAGGGGCAGUGCGCCCCCUGCAGGACGGAUCCUGCUGUAAAAUAAAACCAGUUUCUUCUGCAUGAAGCCGUAAAGAGACUCUGUGAAUGUCGACGUCAGAAUGUCGUGCUUCUGUUGUUGAUAUUUCUAUGUAAGCAGCUCUAUAUUUGAGGAGUUCCAUGUUUGUAACAUAUCUCUAUUUUUCUAGACGGACUGUCUACCUCUCAGUGUCGCAGUUUUACAAGCAGGGUGUGAAUAUUUUAGAGAUGUUUCUCUGGCACAUGAACAUGAAACACGAUGUCACUUUUUCUAUGAAACGACUGUACGCAUUCCGCGGACUCUGAACGAACCCGUGUGUGCAGGUCCUGCUGCACCGAUGCAUUGUGGGAUAUGUUGUCCAGUGUUCUGUGGUGUGAGAUCUGAAGCACACCGGCUCAGUGAGAGCUGAGCUCUGAGUAGCACAAAUGGCUGUGGGAGUUUCCUGUUCCCUCAUUCUGCAUGGAGGCUGUUGUCGCUGUUAAUAAACAAAACAAAACAAAACAAAA
Messenger RNA from Gambusia affinis (western mosquitofish), 3482 nucleotides. RefSeq names its product early growth response protein 4-like. Gene Ontology annotation, molecular function: DNA-binding transcription factor activity, RNA polymerase II-specific; RNA polymerase II cis-regulatory region sequence-specific DNA binding. Gene Ontology annotation, biological process: regulation of transcription by RNA polymerase II. The record is from RefSeq and is a predicted model, not a curated record. The transcript has 2 exons. The coding region runs from base 1606 to 2778 and encodes 390 amino acids. NCBI's taxonomy places the organism in Eukaryota, Metazoa, Chordata, Actinopteri, Cyprinodontiformes, Poeciliidae.